UUUUUGUAGCUUCUGCCUGCAGGCAAACAACUGCAGUUCCCAUUGAAGAAGUUGCGGACGAUUGCUCCAAGAUUCACCAAAGUAUUGCCAGCAGCUCGCCGAAAAGAGAAACGAAAGUGCAGCAGAUCACAUAUACGUGUAAAUGUACACGUACACUGCUACAGCUGAUGGCUACAACUUGAAGCUAUUGUCGAUGGUUACGUGAGUGUGAUUGCACUAUGCUGCACGCAGUCCUCACUGAAUUGGAAAAAAAAAAACUUGCCAGCAGGACCCGCGGCCGACACAAGGAAGCUGCAUUUCGACGUGCCUUGCUAUUGAAAAAGCGCUGGAUAAUAUUUGCAUUGGGAACAAGAUUUCACCUGGUUCACACGUAGUAUUUGCUAUCCAAACAAGACCUUGAAUAGCUGAGAGUUCAGAACGGGGUGGCCCGGUUCCGUCAGGUUGUUACUGUCACAUUACUCCUGGUGCGUGGUGUCAACGCAAGGCCUGCUACAGUGUUGGCGGUUGCAGUGUCAUAGCAAUCGAAUGUGUAUUACCGUCCCGACGCUAGGCGGUUGGCAGCUGAUUUCACUGUAACUAAGUGAAAAAUUGCAGUGGAACUGAUUCUCUUCUCGAUGGAACUGUUUGGACAAACCGAAGGUUGACUCUGACUGCGAGAAAUCGCCGCCUGACUUUACAUCCGCCAACUUGGCAUUGUGGAACUUGAACCAAAAUACUGAUAAGGAGAAACGUCGCGGGAGUGUUCAUUGGGCAAACCAUCUCCCUGCUGAAGACUUGCAGUAGAAAAUACGUGCAGCUUACCUAUGAGACGGAAGGCGGUAUUGAUUCCUGUGAGUAGUACCAAGAUUUGCUAACCGCUUCCGGUUAUAAAGUGACCAAAAAGGAACCAUUGGGACCUUUAAAAUAGUUCCUUUUCAACUUAUAGUCACAACAGCGGCUUUUUGUUUACUAGAUGUAAUAACUUGGAGUCUGGAGAAUUGGAGGUAUGUCGGUCGAGAUGCAUUCUUUGUUUAUAAGCGCAUCUGUAGCUGGCUCGAAGGCAUUUGAUAAUUGAAAGGGAGUUGGGAACAUCGCUCACUCGUCACAUCAACAUGGGCUCCUCAUCAGAACUCCAACAGCACAGUCGCAAGUCUUCCAUGCCUAAAGUCAGGGAAUCAUUUGAACUGCAAACGAUUCACGAAGACGAAGAAUGUUUAACAGAGUUAGAAAAGUUAAAAAGUGUUGCGACUCGACUAGAUCUGCCUACGAAGCGCCCGUCCAUCGUCGAGUGGAGAGCCACUUUGGACAAGCCACCCUUUUUACAGAAUGGUAACUGUUCCGACUCCGACGAUCAGUUUGGCCUGCGGAGAUGCUUAGAAUGUUGCGAGAAAACAGAAGUUGAGAGAAAAGAGGAAUUGCAACGGUCUAUCAACUGGAUCAAAGAUGAACUGGCAGCAAUGAAGUCACAGGACCACGUGUUAGCUAUGCAGUUAAUGCGCCUGCGCAGUGAGAUUCAGCAGUUGAGACUUCAGAGGAGCAUCACUGAGCACAAAGAGUUGAUAGAGGAUGCAGCCUACAGUAUGGAGGAAGAGCUAGAACAAAAGACUGGACUUUGUGAUACCCCGGUCUUGGGAAUAUUCCUACCGGGUUUGGAUAACCCGCUCAAAGACUUUGGUGUAACGCGCAUGAACUUGAAUGCACGCAGGUUUUCCUUACGAUAGCACGCACUCUGUUUUUUAACCUUGCUCCCAGCUAGUUGAGCGUCCUCUGGGUACUAGCGAAGGCCUGGAGAAUUUAGCGCUACAAGUAGGCUACAUCUUACACACACUGCACGGGUGUAGGUAUGAUGGCAGAAGGGCAAGAGAACAACUGCACUACUUCCAUUGCUAUGCACAGAAUGGAUAGAAUAAAAUGGACAAUGAAAAAAAAUCGGCCACAACAUCAAACCAACCACGAAGCAAGGAACCGAGUUGACCAAAGGUCAUCAGUACCUUAUUGUGACAUGUAACGUAUUUUGCCCUGCUUCAAACGUUCUGACCUGACCAUGAAAUACUUUGAUACAGAAUUUUAAUAAGUAGCAAGCAAACCUAACGUCGAGUUUACAAAUGAUAGAUUAAAUGAACGAUGUUAGAUUAAUUUCUAGUCUCAUUUAAACGUUGGAUAUAUCCAUUUAAAAUUAUCGAUUUGACAACCAAAAUAAGAAAAUUAAGCCCUGCGCAGUGAAUACAAGAUUGACACAUGGUUUUUUUAAAUGGUUGAUAUCUAAAGCUUGUUUGUUUGUCUUGAUAAAAAGACGAAACAGAAAACAAAAUCCAAAUCAAAGUACGUGUUCAUUAAAGGGAGAAUGACAGAUUUUAAUGUG
Molecule: messenger RNA, 2341 nt
Organism: Acanthaster planci (crown-of-thorns starfish)
Lineage: Eukaryota; Metazoa; Echinodermata; Asteroidea; Valvatida; Acanthasteridae
Product: protein FAM167A-like
Source: RefSeq, a predicted model, not a curated record